UGUCCCUGACCUGCCAGGAGCCGCCUUAGGACAUGGAUCCCAAAGGAGCAAGAGGCACCAGGAAGCGCCGCUGAUCUGCACAGAGCCCUUUGCCUGCUGCUGCCCCACAGGGAACAGGAGCCGCUUUAGGACAUGGAUCCCAAAGGAGCAAGAGGUACCAGGAAGCGCCGCUGAUCUGCACAGAGCCCUUUGCCUGCUGCUGCCCCACAGGGAACAGGCAGCUGCUGAGGAGCCACAUGGUCCAUCCCUGGAUUCUCCAAGCACUGACUGCCCAUCCACUCUCACCACAGCCAGGGGCCACAUCCCACUGCCUGCCCAGUGUCCAUCCAUGGAGGUGACCACUGUGUCCCCAUCUCCUGCCUCACUCACUGAAGGAGAUCAUCUCUGUGAGACAGAUGUCACCAGCGUGGCCACACACAGUGUGACCCUGCUCAUCUGCCUCUGUGGGCUGGCUGGGAACGGGGCUGUCAUCGGCCUCCUCAACCUGAAAAGAGGGAACGCUGCCUUCUUUGACCUGGCUGUCAUUGACUUCCUCUUCCUCCUCUUUGCGAUCCCCUCUGCCCUCCUCAUCCUGAUGGAGGACGUGUCCUGCUCUCCUGUCGUGCCCUUGAUGUACAUGAAUUUUGUUUUUCAGUUGUCAUUGGUCUCCUACUACUGGGUGCUGUUCAGGCUGAUGAGCAGCAUCCCUGUGUGGUAUAUGCACAACCUCUGCAAGCUCUGCUGCCACUGUGACCUUCCUCUGCGCCUGAUGUGGGUGGUGGACACUAUCCCAUACUGGGCCAUCUUGGCUCUCUUCACUGUCAUUCCCACAGUGACAUUCUUUUGCCCAUCACAAGAGCAGGAGCACUGCCGGGCAGCUCUCAUCUCCAUGUACACCAUCAUCCUGCUCCUCUUUGCUGCACCCGUGGUAAUUUCUGGCACAAUCAUUUUCAUUAACUCCAAGCGGGGCUCCCAGCAGCAGCAGCAGCCCAAGAGGCGCGACAUCGUUAUUGUCAUCACUGUGCUCCUCACUCUCCUCAUCAGCCUCUGCAAUUUCCUGCAGCAGCUCGGUUACAUCGCUGUGUCCUCACAGGUUGUCUUCCUGCUCACCUGCAUCCACAGCAGCAUCAAACCCUUCAUCUACUUCUUGGCAGGGAGGGGCUGGAGGCCCUUCUCCAAAAAGUCCCUCCAGCUCUCCCUCAAGAGGGUCUUUGAGGAGGCAGAAGAAAACACUGCCCACAGCGAUGAUCCUACAAUGGACACAGUGCUCUGAGCCUGCUGAUCCCUUCCACUGCUCUGCGGAAGGACCCCAGGAGACCCCAAGGAGGCUGAAGGUUUCCUUUAAUCUCCUGAUUAAUCAAUAUCCACGGGAUCACCCUCCCUGUGGUGCUGUAUUCCUGCAGGAGAAGGGAGCAGGAGCAUUGCCUUGGGUGAUUUUUGUGGGAUGCUCUGCAGGGAGCACAUUGCAGCAUGGCUUUCCUCCUCCCUCCUGGAUCCACAUGGCUCCAAGCAGUGCAGCUGGGCUCAGUGCUGUUCCCCAGCUCUAUUCCCCAUGGAAUCACCCUCAUGGCCUCGGCCCCAGGGAAUGAACUCCCUCUCCUUUGCCUCAGCAGAUGAGUUCCAUGGUGUUUUCAGGGAGCUCUUGCCUGCAAAGAUCCUUCCAUGUACUUUUUCUGCU
Molecule: messenger RNA, 1657 nt
Organism: Agelaius phoeniceus (red-winged blackbird)
Lineage: Eukaryota; Metazoa; Chordata; Aves; Passeriformes; Icteridae
Source: RefSeq, a predicted model, not a curated record